Molecule: messenger RNA, 1658 nt
Organism: Musa acuminata AAA Group (dessert banana)
Lineage: Eukaryota; Viridiplantae; Streptophyta; Magnoliopsida; Zingiberales; Musaceae
Exons: 3
Coding region: 182-1426 (414 amino acids)
Biological process (GO): regulation of flower development
Cellular component (GO): nucleus
Molecular function (GO): protein binding; DNA-binding transcription factor activity
Source: RefSeq, a predicted model, not a curated record
CACGUGACAGCACUAUCUUGGUGGCAAACUGCAUGCCUCGGUCUUCUCUUCCUUUCUGAAGUGGCCAUGGCCAUGGAUGAAGCAAGUCAUCAACUUGUUUGGGUCUUUAUUUCAUAUCUGGGAAUAGGAGGAAGAAGAAGUUUUGUGUGCUAUGAUUGGUUACAAGUAGUGCGCUAUUUGAAUGCAGGAGGGUAUCUCGAGUCCCAUCGCCGUGCAGCUGCUCGACUUCUGCGACGACGACGGCAGUGCCGCAAGCGACAUCUUCACCCUCACCGACCACCACCCGAGCCAACCCUGUCUCCCUCACCGCGAGGACGGCUCCUCCUCUUCCUCUUCUUCUACUUCCUCCUCCAUCUCCACCUCCUCUGCAGCCACAACGGCCAUUGCCACAAACACCCCCCUCUACGGCUAUGCCGGUGACGCGGCGCCAUUCUCACCCUUUUCCUCCCUCUACGCCCUUCUGGAUGCCCCUUCGGUGUCGCUCGACCCCGAACCCGGCCUCGCCCGGUACCCUUCCUCGUCAUCGUCGUCCCAAAAUCCACCUCCUCAUACUCUUCCUCCGCCGAUGUUCCCGCUCGCGCCGACGCCGACGUACGUCGGGGACCCGUUCGACCAUAUCUUACUGACGGAGACCAUACCCAGUGGGUUCUCGCUCGACCCCGCCAUGGUAGUCCCCAUGCCAGCGACGGGGGGCCCACCAUGCCAGCAGCAGAACCCGCAGGCGGCGUACGGGGAGCAGCACUACGCGGCGGCGAUGCAGCAACCGCAGGAGUUGGUGGGGCUGGAUGCGCCACCGUGCGGGUUUCUCGAAGGUACUCUUGGCAUGGGAGCCGCGCUGUACGGCAGCGGCGGCGGAGGUGAGCCGCAGGGGUUCUUCGGGAUGGCGGCGGCGGGACCGGACGCAGCACUGGUGGGGUUGGGCGACGCGGCAGAGGGCAGCGACCUGGGCACGUUCGGGCAGGAGACGAUCGCUCGAGCGUACAGCCCCGGCGACUUGCAGGUAAUUAACGGAGGAGGCCAGCAUCUGAUGGUUGGAUGCAGCGGCAACUCCCGGCCGCCGCUGCCGGCCACCGACGUCUCACCGUUGGAAGACUCCUCCUACAAGGUUGGCCGUUUAUCCGUGGAGGAGAGGAAGGAGAAGAUCCACAGGUACAUGAAGAAGCGGAACGAGCGAAACUUCAGCAAGAAGAUCAAGUAUGCUUGUAGAAAAACCUUAGCCGACAGCCGACCUCGAGUCCGGGGAAGAUUUGCCAAGAAUGAUGAACUUGGAGAUCUGGCAAGACUGAGAUCCAGCAACCAUGAAUUCGAGGACGAGGAAGAAGUGGCCAUCAAGGAAGAAGACAUCCUCAACACCUCUGACAUCCUUGCACAUCUCAGUGGGGUGAACUCAUUGAAGUGCAACUACACCCUUGAAUCAUGGAUAUGACUCGUGUGGCUACACAAAGAUAGUGUUGAUUGUAGACUUGUUGCGGCCAUCCUCGGCAGCAAAUCUAAUCAUUCUCAGUUCAGUAAACUCAAUAUGUGGAGACCUGAAGAAGGUAUCCCUGCAUCCAAAUGCAGUUGUGGAGUUACCUGUAGAUCAAGAAAUCAGUGAACUCUGUAUACUUCCGAAAGUUUCGGAUGACACGGAAUCCAAUUUUGUCUAAUUACUUCACGAA